This is a messenger RNA of Rotaria sp. Silwood1, 984 nucleotides long. NCBI's taxonomy places the organism in Eukaryota, Metazoa, Rotifera, Eurotatoria, Philodinida, Philodinidae. The record is from the annotation of a GenBank genome assembly.
AUGAUGGGUAAUAUGAAUUAUGCUCGAGCUUACCACACGGCAUCCGUAUUAGCCAAUGGAAAAGUAUUAGUUGCUGGUGGACAAAAUAGUGGUGGUAUUUUGAGUAGUGCUGAAUUAUAUGAUCCAUCAACAGGAAUGUGGUCAAUUACUGGUAGUAUGAAUUAUGCUCGAUAUUAUCAUACAACAUCUGUCUUAACGAAUGGAACAGUGUUAGUUGCUGGCGGAUACGAUAGUAGUAGUUCUUGGAAUAGUGCUGAAUUGUAUAAUCCAUCAACAGGUGUGUGGACAAUGACUAGCAGUAUGAAUUACACUCGAUAUCAACACUCAAUGACCACAUUAACAAAUGGAAAAGUAUUAGUGGCUGGUGGAUGGAAUGGUAAUUAUUUAAAUAGUGCUGAAGUGUAUAAUCCAUCAACAGGAACUUGGACAACUACUGGUAACAUGAACAGUAAACGACAUUUACAUGCAGGAUCCAUCUUAAAAAAUGGAACAGUGUUAGUAACUGCUGGAUAUUAUGGUGCAACUUUGAAUAGAACUGAAUUAUAUAAUCCAUCAGCAGGAGUGUGGACAACCAUCAGCAGCACGAACUACCCUCGAGAUGAACACACAGCAUCCGUUUUAACAAAUGAAAAAGUAUUAGUUGUUGGUGGACAAAAUAGUGGUAGUAGAUUGAAUAGUGCUGAAUUGUAUGAUCCAUCAACAGGAGUCUGGACAAUCACUGCUAGUAUGAAUUAUGCUCGAUAUCGUCAUACAGCAUCCAUAUUAACAAAUGGAACGGUGUUAGUUACUGGUGGAUGGUAUGCUAGUCCUUUGAAUAUAGCUGAAGUAUAUAAUCCAUUGGCUGGAGUGUGGACAAUCAUUGGUAAUAUGACUUCUUCUCGAUAUGCACACACAGCAUCCGUCUUAGCAAAUGGAAAAGUAUUAGUUGUCGGUGGUAGGAAUACUGGUGGUUAUCUGAAUAGUUCAGAGAUGUACCAAUCAUAA